Neurospora tetrasperma FGSC 2508 is the source of this 684-nucleotide messenger RNA. RefSeq lists its product as uncharacterized. NCBI's taxonomy places the organism in Eukaryota, Fungi, Ascomycota, Sordariomycetes, Sordariales, Sordariaceae. The record is from RefSeq and is a predicted model, not a curated record. Gene Ontology annotation, molecular function: hydrolase activity. The annotation marks the transcript as partial. The transcript has a single exon.
UCACCAUCAUCAACAAUCCCCACCCGCCUCCUCCUCCUCUCCGACACUCACAUCCGCUCCCGCUCCAAGAACCCCCUCCCGUUCCCCAUUCCCUCCACCCCCGUCGACAUCGUCAUCCACGCAGGCGACAUCACCGACUCCUCCACCCUCUCCGAAUUCCGUCUCUGUCUCUCCUACCUCCGCCAACUCAACGCCCCCUUGAAGUUGAUCAUAGCCGGUAACCACGACUACACUCUCGACCUUCCCGCUUCCACCCAAUUUAUCCCUUCCCAAUCCCACUCCCAAAAAAGGAAAAACGACCUAGGCCACCCAGGAGAAGCCCACCACCUCCUCUCCUCUUUCCAAAGCGAAGGGAUCUACUACCUCCAAGAAGGCACCCACACCUUCACCCUAUCCAACAACGCCAAGUUAACAGUCUACGCAUCCCCCGCCACCCCCGCCUUCGGCAGCCAAGGAUUCCAGUACACUCAACAAGAAGGCCACGUGUUUGAUAUCCCUCCAGAAACCGAUAUCGUCAUCAGCCAUGGCCCGCCCAGGGGGAUACUGGACGUGAGUCGAUUGACGAGGGCCUCAUGCGGGAGCCUCGAACUGUGGGAGGCUGUCAAGAGAACGAAACCAAAGUUGCAUGUGUUUGGACAUAUCCAUGAGGCGUGGGGGGCCGCGCUUGUGAAGUGGAAGGAUAAU